Molecule: messenger RNA, 360 nt
Organism: Talaromyces stipitatus ATCC 10500
Lineage: Eukaryota; Fungi; Ascomycota; Eurotiomycetes; Eurotiales; Trichocomaceae
Exons: 2
Coding region: 1-360 (119 amino acids)
Source: RefSeq, a predicted model, not a curated record
AUGUUUCUCGCCCUGUUCGCCUUCUUGGUAGUUUCAGUGAAUGCUUUGCCCAGGGUCCUCCACGCAAAAGUAACACCGACACCGACAACGCCAUUAGUAUCACCUAGUCUGCAUCCUAGCAGUCAAAUGAUGAGUUCAAUGGUUGCUAUGACUCCAUCAACACAUCCGACAAACCAUGCUAUCCCCAACGCUCCUAUCGCUGAGUUUGAGGAUGUUAGCACGACAUCUACAACAUCUACGGCGGCAUCAUUAUCGGCUAGUGCUAUUGCUACCACGGAAUCUUUGACUUCGGCCCUUGGCCUUUUGUCGAGUUUGACGGGGUUGCUGUCAUCCCUCACAGAGUUGUUGGGUUUGGCAUAA